This is a messenger RNA of Aspergillus affinis, 2586 nucleotides long. RefSeq lists its product as uncharacterized. The transcript has 10 exons. The record is from RefSeq and is a predicted model, not a curated record. NCBI's taxonomy places the organism in Eukaryota, Fungi, Ascomycota, Eurotiomycetes, Eurotiales, Aspergillaceae. The coding region runs from base 1 to 2586 and encodes 861 amino acids.
AUGAAAUAUCGAAAUGACUACCAAACGCUGGAUUAUUACGGGGGUGACCCAGAGGCCGACAACUGGGAUCCCCCAGUGGAACCCCCUGGUCACGACCAGCUGCCCAUCAAACACCACGCAACCGGAUUUAUCAUCAAGCCAGUGGAGCACGCCAAAUACCUAGGAAUCUGGCUCGAUAGGACCCUUUCGUUCGACACUCACAGGGUUAAGGCCCUUGCCAAGGCGAACAGGACUUUGGAAGCCCUCCGCAGCAUUUCAGGCUCGACCUUGGGGACCUCCCUGCUGAGCAUGCGCCGCAUCUACCUGGCAGUGGUAGUUCCCCAGCUGCUCUAUGGGGCGGCUGCCUGGUAUAGCCCUACGAGCCGGACAGUAACAGACGAUAUUGAUACCAAUCGAAUCCCUAUGACCAAAGAAAGGUUCCUAGAGGAGAUUAAGAAGAAUCCGGAAGUGGUCUACGAGGUCAUGAGAGGCAUGCAUGAGCUCGAGAUCAAAAGAACAAACAAGGCCCGGAAAGACAUCAUCGAUCUAACCGCUGAACGUAAUGCUAUCGCCGUGAAAUGGGCUCUCUCUAAGGAUCGAACCGACACCUCUGGUUACCGAUCCACUAAGAUUCCUGACCCGCCGAUGCUGAAUACCGGCGAAAACCCAUCCUUUGAGAAUUGGCAGUUAGCGAUCCACCAGAAGAUGGCUGCUAACGCUGACCACUAUCAUACCUUCGCCUCAGAGUUCCAGUACCUUGCGGUCGAAGGCCGGAUCGAUCGUAAUACCUGGAAGGAAAGCUUCUUUUUCGCUUUUCCUGAUGAAGUGCAGCGAAUGGUGGCUUACGCCUUUAGCGAUGACAACCGAACCUUUGGGGACUUUACUCAUGAAUGUGCCAAGGUGGCUGACCUCUGGGGUAACCUAAAGAAGCGCCGAAACCAUAAUACGGUUAGAGGCGGCUCCAAGUCUUCAUCCUCGACCCCGAAUAAGGGAGCUAGUUCGCGCCUUAGUUAUGUCAAAGGUAAAGAGAAAGACCAGUUGAUAAGAGAAGUACAGAAGUUGCCUUUCCUGAUUGUGGAUCUCGGUCAGAACGACGUAAUUCUUGGCAGAAAAUGGCUGCAAGUUUACCAAGUCCUACCUGACUGCAGCCGCAACCGACUACUUUGGCCCGAAACAAUUACGCUGAGGGAGGAGAUUCAGGCUCGACAGAGCAUCAUUCUACCUAAGGCAAUCUCGCAGAGACCCAAGGGCCUGCCAGAGGUCGAUAUCUUUGCUAUCAGCGGUUCGGUUUACCAGCUUCAUCUCGGUAAAUUAGAUUGCUUCAUUACCUCGCUAGCGCAGAUAGACAAGAUUAUCAACGAGAAGAACUACCCCGAACGCCUGCUAGAGGUUAAGUUGAAAGAACAGAUCCCCGAGUCCUACCACGGCUUUGUGGAUGUGUUCUUGAAGAGGAGGCCUGCAGUUCUGCGUAGACUACCGAAAUUGAACUCGAUUACUAAGAAGAACCGCUACCCCCUGCCCCUGAUGGACGAGUUACUGGGCCGGCUAGGCCACGCGAAGAUCUUUACCAAGCUUGACAUCAGGCAGGGCUUCUACCGCAUACGAAUGUACCCCGAUUCAGUGGAUCUGACCACGUUCCGCACCAAGUACGGGUCUUACAAAUACCAACUGAUAAAUAACAUCUUUAUUGAUCUGAUCGACAAGUACGUGGCUGUAUAUGUAGACGAUAUCCUAAUCUUUAGCCUCCAGGCCGCUAUUCAUAAGUGCGAAUUUGGCGUAAAGAGGACUAAGUUCUUGGGCUUUAUUCUGACCCCGGAUGGCAUUGAGGUUGACCCUGAGAAGGUCGCAGUGAUCACUAACUGGCAGGUUCCCACCACAGUUAGGGAAGUCCAGUCGUUUCUCGGGUUCUGCAACCUCUAUCGACGCUUUAUAGAGGCCUACAGCAGGAUUGUUAGACCACUAAAUAUGCUCGGUGCUGAGCGCAACUACGACAUCCAUGAUAAGGAGCUCCUAGCCAUAGUGCGAACUCUAGGGCUCUGGAGAACAGAGCUUGAAGGACUUCAGACUACUGAACGAAUAGAGAUCUGGACUGAUUAUAGGGCCCUUGAAUACUUUAUGACUACGAAGAAGUUGAACGGGCGCCAAGCCCGACCCGGGUUAAAAAAUACAGCUGCUGAGGCCUUAUCGAGACCUGAAGAGAGUCCUCUGGACCUAGACACAAAGAACCAGGCUCUGUUGAGACUAGAGUGGUUGGAAGAGGGUGUUCUGCCUCCGCAGGCCACUGAACAGGAGCUAUCUGCUAUAUCAGUACUUCUCGCUCCUAUAGAGCUGAAUGACGUCCAGUUGAUGGACCGUUUACUAUCCCAGGAUCAAGCUGAAGCUCGCCAGACUGCUCGCAAUUUAGAACAGAUCUGGGACUACGCUAAGGGUCAAAUUGAAUUAGCUCAGGUAAAGAUAAAGCGGCAAGCCGAUAAGUAUCGCAGGCCCGUGGAUUUUAAGGCUGAGGACUUGGUUUACGUAACUACUAAAGACUGGAAAUUAGGCCGUCUGAGCCGCAAGUUCGGCGACCAAUGGGCUGGCCCGUACGAGAUUAUUGAACAGAUUUAA